AAACCAUUCCAUGAUUCUGUGGUUGUAUUUAGAUGUGAAAAUCAUUGUGAUUGAUGGAAAUGGGAGCCCCCUGAGCCCUCCAGGGAAUGUGCUGUUAGGCAUUAACAUGGAUUUUAGUUGCAGCUCUAACCCUGUGCUGCCCCAGAGCUGAACCAGUCCCAGUUGUCACUGCCCCCAAAUCUCCUGCCCUGGAGGGACCUGCUGCUGUGGGGCCUGGGCUCACCUGCACGCCAGCGGGCACCAGGAUACUCCCAUUUCCUGGCAGAAGAAGGAGGAAUUUGGCCAUAUAUUUCUUCACGAUCCCGUGGGAUGCUCCUCCUCUGCAGCAGCCACUGUGUGAUCUGUCAGAGGAACCUUUGCCCCUGUAGUGAGGACAACGUGUGAAACUGCUUCCUCUCAGCAUCUGAUAAAGGAUGGGUGAUACCAAAAAAAUUAUCUGGUGUUCCUGUAGGAUUGGGAGUUGUGUGGAAGAGGAGGAGGCCAGAGUAGGUCCUGCUGGCUGGUGACACCCUGGGAAGGCUGUGGGCCAUGGCCUCUGCACCCUCUGGGCCCACAGCAGUUGCUGAUGUAAUUAAAGAUCUAGACACUCAGAUAGCUUUGAUUGGUUUGGGUCCCCACAAUCCCAAGAAGAAGCAGGACCUGGACAAGCUUUAUGACCUAAAAUCUAAAGCCCAGCAGAUUAUGAACCAGUUUGGCCCUUCUACCUUGAUCAACCUCUCCAACUUCUCCUCCAUCAAGCCAGAGCCAGCCAGCACCCCCCCCCAGAGCUCCAUGGCCAACAGCACCACCGUGGCCAAGAUGCCUGGAACACCCAGUGGAGGGGGCAGGCUCAGCCCUGAGAGCAACCAGGUUUUAACCAAGAAGAAAUUGCAGGAUCUGGUGCGUGAGGUGGAUCCCAACGAGCAGCUGGAUGAAGAUGUGGAGGAGAUGCUGCUGCAGAUCGCCGAUGACUUCAUCGAGAGCGUGGUCACCGCCGCCUGCCAGCUCGCGCGGCACCGCAAGUCCAACACCCUGGAGGUCAAAGACGUCCAGUUGCACCUUGAGCGCCAGUGGAACAUGUGGAUCCCGGGCUUUGGUUCUGAAGAAAUCAGGCCCUACAAAAAAGCCUGCACUACAGAAGCUCACAAACAGAGGAUGGCACUGAUCCGCAAAACCACCAAGAAAUAGCCCCUGGGCAGAGCUGGGAGACGCCGCCAGUGCAGUUUGGGAUAUUUUGCCUCUCCACUGAAGCCUCCACGAUGACACCCGUGGGAUGUUUUUUUUUUUUUUUUUAGUGCUUUACAGAGAAGCAUCUAUUUUUUAUUAAUGGUGCAGCAAUAUCUUGACUCUACGAGGAGAUCUGCCAAAAACACUCUCUGCCCCUUUCCUUGUUCCUCCUCAGAGCGCGACGUAUCUCAAGGAGAGACUUUUAUUUGUGACUUGAAAGUGGUUUCUCGUACAAGUGAUUGAUUACCCAAGGGACAGAGCGUUUGGUCGUGUGUGGGACAGUAUUAGAAGCAUCUGUAGAGGUUUUUGUUUCCUCCUUCCUGCUCCAGUACUUUGUAAUGUCAGUGUUUAUAUAAAUACUUGCGUUUGUUUUACAUGAAUAAAGAAAUUAUUAAUCUAA
Molecule: messenger RNA, 1606 nt
Organism: Pipra filicauda (Wire-tailed manakin)
Lineage: Eukaryota; Metazoa; Chordata; Aves; Passeriformes; Pipridae
Gene: TAF12
Product: TATA-box binding protein associated factor 12
Exons: 6
Coding region: 529-1167 (212 amino acids)
Biological process (GO): RNA polymerase II preinitiation complex assembly; DNA-templated transcription initiation
Cellular component (GO): SLIK (SAGA-like) complex; SAGA complex; transcription factor TFIID complex
Molecular function (GO): protein heterodimerization activity; DNA binding; TBP-class protein binding
Source: RefSeq, a predicted model, not a curated record